Messenger RNA from Urocitellus parryii (Arctic ground squirrel), 10554 nucleotides. RefSeq names its product PPARG coactivator 1 beta (gene Ppargc1b). Lineage: Eukaryota; Metazoa; Chordata; Mammalia; Rodentia; Sciuridae. The record is from RefSeq and is a predicted model, not a curated record. Gene Ontology annotation, cellular component: nucleus. Gene Ontology annotation, molecular function: RNA binding; transcription factor binding. Gene Ontology annotation, biological process: positive regulation of transcription by RNA polymerase II.
CGCUGCCUCCUCCCUCGCUCGCUCCCUCCCUCCCCCCGGGCCGGCUCGGCGCUGACUCCGCCGCACGCUGCAGCCGCGGCUGGAAGAUGGCGGGGAACGACUGCGGCGCGCUGCUGGACGAAGAGCUCUCUUCCUUCUUCCUCAACUAUCUCGCCGACACGCAGGGUGGGGGUUCUGGGGAGGAGCAACUCUGCGCUGACUUUCCUGAGCUCGACCUCUCCCAGCUGGACGCCAGCGACUUUGACUCUGCCACUUGCUUUGGAGAGCUGCAGUGGUGCCCGGAGACCUCUGAGACUGAGCCCAGCCAGUACAGCCCCGACGACUCCGAGCUCUUCCAGAUCGACAGUGAGAAUGAGGCCCUCCUGGCCGCGCUCACCAAGACCCUGGACGACAUCCCUGAAGAUGACGUGGGGCUGGCUGCCUUCCCGGUCCUGGAUGGAGGAGAUGCACCAUGCUGCCCCGCAGCUUCGCCYGCCCCCUUGUCUGCGCCCCCCAGCCCCRCUAGGGAGAGGCCCCCAGCCCCAGCCUCGGACGUGGAUGAGCUCUCGCUGUUGCAGAAGCUUCUCCUGGCUACAUCUUCCCCGACAUCAAGCUCUGACAUCCAGAAGGAGGGGACCACCUGGCGCCAGGCCAGCCUCAGGUCUAGAAGUCAGCGGUCUUGUGUCAAGAUGGACAGCACCCACGAUAAGAAGGCCCCCAUGCAGCGGUCUCCCAACAGGAGUUGUGCAGAACUGCAUAAGCACCUCACCUCGGUGCCGUCCUGCUCCCAGGCAAAAGCCUCCUCCCCCGACAGGGGACUGCAGCCAGCACUGCCCCCGAGUCCCCAGCUCCUUGCCAAGAAGGAGGAGGAGCCAGGGGAGGACUGCCUGAGUCUCCAGCCAGCUCCAGCCUCUCCCCGGGACUCCCUGGCACCGGGCAGGGCAAGCCCCAGUGCCCAGGUUCCCCAGGAGGACGUGCAGGCCAUGGUGCAGCUCAUUCGAUACAUGCACACCUACUGCCUCCCCCAGAGGAAGCUGCCCCCACAGGCCCCAGAGCCACCCCCCCAGCCAUGCAGCAGCCCCUCCAGGGCCAGGCCCCGGCACCCCYCCAAAGCCUCCUGGGCUGAGUUCUCCAUCCUGCGGGAACUCUUGGCUCAAGAUGUCCUCUGCGAUGUCAGCAAACCCUACCGCCUGGCCACGCCUGUCUAUGCCUCCCUCACUCCCCGGCCGAGGCCCAGGCCCCCCAAGGACAACCAGGCCUCCCCCGCUCACCCUUCCCCGGUGGAGGAGGUGAGGGUGGCGGCUUCCCCAAAGAACACUGGGCCCAGGCCAAGCCUGCGCCCUCUGCGCCUGGAGGUGAAGGGGGACGUUAGCCGCUCUACCCGGCUGCAGCAGGAGGAGGAGGAGGAGGAGGAAGAAGAGGAGGAGGAAGAAGAAGAAAAAGAAGAGGAGGAAGAGGAAGAAGAGGAGGAGGAGGAGUGGGGCAGGAAGAGGCCGGGCCGAGGCCUGCCAUGGGCCAGGCUGGGGAAGAAGCUGGAGAGCUCUGUGUGCCCAGUGCGCCGCUCCCGGAGACUGAACCCCGAGCUGGGCCCCUGGCUGACAUUCACUGAUGAGUUGCUGGUCUCCUCAGAGCCCCAAGGUGCUCUGCCUUCGCUAUGCCUGGCUCCCAAGGCCUAUGACAUGGCAGGAGAGCUGGGCAGCCCCACAGACGAGGACAGUGGCCAAGACCAGCAGCUCCUACGAGGACCCCAGAUCUCUGCCCUGGAGAGCCCCUGUGAAAGUGGGUGUGGGGACACGGAUGAGGACCCCAGCUGCCCACGCCUCCCUUCCAGAGGUGACUCUCCCAGGUGCCUCAUGCUGGCCUUGUCACAAAGUGACCCUCCUUUUGGCAAGAAGAGCUUUGAGCAGACCUUGACAGUGGAGCUUUGUGGCACGGCAGGACUCACCCCACCCACCACACCCCCAUACAAGCCCACCGAGGAGGACCCCUUCAAGCCUGACAUCAAGCACAGCCUGGGCCAAGACACAGCCCCCAGCACCCCCACCCCUGAGGCUCUCCAGCUCACGGCCACCACAGGGCCUGCCCACAAGCUGCCCAAGAAGCACCCAGAGCGCAGCGAGCUUCUGUCCCACCUGCGGCAUGCCACGGCCCAGCCGGCCUCCCAGGCUGGCCAGAAGCGCCCCUUCUCCUGUUCCUUUGGAGACCAUGAUUACUGCCAGGUGCUCAGGCCAGAGGGCACUAUGCAGAGGAAGGUGCUGAGGUCCUGGGAGCCAUCUGGGGUCCAUCUUGAGGACUGGCCCCAGCAAGGUGCCUCCUCAAAGGCUGAAAUGCAGGCCUCUAGGAAGGAGGAAGCCCGAAGCUGUGAGGCCAGCGCCCCACCCAAGGACAGCGCUCAGCUGAGAGACCACGAGAUCCGCGCCAGCCUCACCAAGCACUUUGGGCUGCUGGAGACGGCUCUGGAGGACGAAGACUUGGCUUCGUGCAAGAGUCCUGAAUAUGACACGGUCUUUGAGGACAGCAGCAGCAGCAGUGGUGAGAGCAGCUUCCUCCUGGAGGAGGAAGAUGAGGAGAGGGAAGAGGAGGACGAUGAAGAAGAGGACUCAGGGGUCAGCCCCCCUCGCUCUGACCACUGCCCCUACCAGAGCCCACCCAGCAAGGCCAGUYGGCAGCUCUGUUCCAGAAGCCGCUCUAGCUCUGGCUCCUCAUCCUGCCGCUCCUGGUCACCAGCCACCCGGAGGAACUUCAGAUGUGAGAGCAGAGGGCCAUGUUCAGACGGAACCCCAAGCAUCCGGCAUGCCAGGAAGCGGCGGGAAAAGGCCAUUGGUGAAGGCCGUGUGGUAUACGUUCGAAAUCUCUCCAGUGACAUGAGCUCCCGAGAGCUGAAGAAGCGCUUCGAGGUGUUUGGCGAGAUUGUAGAGUGUCAGGUGCUGACAAGAAGUAAGAGAGGCGAGAAGUACGGCUUCAUCACCUACCGGUGUUCUGAGCAUGCAGCCCUCUCCCUGAGGAAUGGCGCUGCCCUGAGCAAGCGCAAUGAGCCCUCCUUCCAGCUGAGCUCCGGGGGGCUCCGGCACUUCUGCUGGCCCAGAUACACUGACUAUGAUUGCAAUCCAGAAGAGGCCCUUCCCGCCUCCGGGAAAAGCAAGUACGAAGCCAUGGAUUUCGACAGCUUACUGAAAGAGGCCCAGCAGAGCCUGCAUUGAUCACAGCCUUAACCUUCGAGGAAUACCUCAAUACCUCAGACAAGGCCCUUCCAAUAUGUUUACGUUUUCAAAGAAACAAGUAUACGAGAAGGAGAGCGAGCGAGCGAGCGUGAGAGACUUGAAACUGCUGUCCUUUUAAAAAAAAAACAAAAAAAAAACAGAUCAAUGUUUACAUUGCACAAAGCUGCUUCUGUCUGUGAGUUUCCAUGGUGUUGAUGUUCCACUGCCACAUUAGAGUCCCCGCUUCUGACGGGUUGUCCUGGGUGCGCCUCGAAGUGCCGGGUCAGUCACCCUCUGCCCCUCCUGCCCGACUGACUUCCUCUUGUAGACCUGCAGCUGUGUUCACCAUAACAUCUCUUGUCUGUAGUGUGUGAUGAUGAAAUUGUCACUUGUGAAUAGAAUCAGGAUUAUAAACUCAUUUUUUAAUUGAAGAAAAAAAAAGUAUAUCCUUAAAAUAAUGUAUUUAUGGCUCAGAUGUACUGUGCCUGGGAUUAUUGUAUUGCUUCCUUGAUUUUUAACUAUGCACUGUCAUUGAGGUGUUUGCCAUUGAGCUGCUCUGCUCCCCUGGCCAGAUUGCCCUGGGUGCUGGGUAACCGAUAGGCUGAUCCCCAGGAAUCAUGGGGAUCAUGGCCUGCAGCCAUGACUAGGAGCCAUGGAGAAAGAUUCUCCAUAUUUUCUACCAAGCCUUGCCCUGUUUUGAGCAAUUUGAGUCAAAUUACAAUGACAGCCCUUGUCUAGUGUCCAGCUCACACUUGAAGAGUGCCUGCCUGUGAGUGCUCAGACCCUUGUGCCUUGAGAGGAAGGCAGGAUGAGCACGUUGUCCUUGUUUCCAAGAGAGGCAGGCAGUGUGCUGUKAGGCACAAUGACUUGCCCGAGGUCCUACAGACAGAGAGAAGGCAGAGCAAUGACCCACACCAGCCUUCUGAUUCUCAGUCCCAGGCUGCUGCGGUAGAUGGGUAAAGACACAAAGCUCAGGCACUGGUAGAGGUGAGUUCAGCUCAACAGGGCAACAGCCCAGAGAGGCCUAAGGACUCCUUUGGGGUCAGCUCAACAUCCCCAGCCCUGGGUGAACUCCAGCUCCAGUACGUUCUUGGGAAUGCCAUUGGCUCUGAUCCUGAGCAGGCCUGGGGCUUACCUCAGCCUAUGGACAUAUCAUCAGGGCUUUGAGACAUACCUGGUGGUGGGAUAAACAGAUAGGCUAGGAGCAGUUAUCCUUUGGGGGUCAGAUGCCAGCCCAUCCUCCUGCCUUUGCCUUUCUUCAUCUGUAACAUUGUUUGGUGGGGUGGGGCAUGGGAGCAGGAAGAGGCCCCAAGGACUGCGGAUCAACAAGCAUGCUCCAAGCUUCCUUCAAACUUUGUGUUCUUGAGUGAUGUCAAAGCCAUGUCCAGCUUGAUGUUCUAAGGGUGCCUUGGGGCCAUUCAGGAGGGAGACUGUGACUAGGCAGAGUAUGAGCUCUCUGCUCCUGCUUCAUACAGUGACUCCUCCUGAUCUCUUUCAUGCAUCAGGAUUCUUUGGGACAUUUUUGAAUCUGGAAGGGGAAAAAAAAGGUCCUGCCACUUUAAAAAAGUUUGAAAGUGAUUCAUAAAACUAAACUAGCCAAAUUAAUCUGUUGCUAAUGCCAGGCUUAGUCUUUGGAGAUUGGUAGUUGAUUUAAAAAAAAUACCUCAGUAGGUAAACUGAGCCUACUCUCUUGUUCUGGGUUGUUAACUUGCUCUCUGACCCCAGAUAAGGCUGGAGGAGAUGGGCUUUUGCAGACAUAGGGAAUUUGAACUCAUGUGCAUCAAGUCAUUUGGCCUCUUUGAACCACAGUCUCCUUCUCCGUAAAAUACAUUGAGAGGGAGAAUUAGGCAGUUCUAACAGUCUUAACUUCUGCUAAGGCAAUGUCUAGCUCAAGAUGGCAAAUACCCGGCACAUGUACAACUAUUCCCACAUCCUUGGCCAAUGCAAACAUAACCAAUCGAUCAUAGAACUCCGAUUCUUUGAACCUUAGAUGUGCUAUUAGUCCACAACACAGUGCUCUGGGCAGUCAUUACAAAUUGAUCAGCGUUUAAUCUAUUUGACAUCCUGGUCUAAUCUUUGGAGAUUUUCAUCAAUCAUACAGAGCCAUAUGUUGACUAGGGUUUAUGCUUGCCCAUACCUGUCUGUCAUGCCCUCAAUCUAUGAAAGAAAACUUUCCUAAAGCCAUUCCUCAGCAACAGGAUCUCAAUUCUACUGUGACACACAGGGAAGGUAGGGAGUGCAAGCAGACAGGAACAUAUUUGGAAAAGGCGAGACUUAUACGGAUUGACCAAAAAAGGGACUUUCCACAGAUCAUUCUAAAUUCCUUCAUAGCCAUCACACAUGGAAAGCACAUAAUCAAUGGUUAUGGAAUGAAACAGAAUUAAAAUCCUGCUGCUGCUUCCACUAAGACCUAAUUGGCAUGCAUCAAGGAGGAAACUUGAGAUUUCACCCUGUGGAUGGGAAAGACACUAGAUUCACAUCUAGAGAACUGGCUGAGUCCCGACACCACCAAGAAUUUCCUUGGUAACUUUGCUCAGCCUCUUUCCUCUCUAGGCCACAGAGUUCGGGAAAAGUAGUCUAGAUGAUCUCAAAGCCCCAUGUCUGCUUUUUCCUCCAUUGCACUAGGCCAGAGGUUUUACUUUGGUUCCUGAGCUUCAAGAAAUGCAUUUUUUUUUUUAAGCAAAAGAUGAGUCUCUCCCCUGCUUCAGGGUCAGCUGAAGCUUCCCCUUUACACCAGUUCAGUAUAGGGCACUUAAAGUCACUUAGACAACAUCCUUGAGCAGAACAGGGACCUAAGUGUGGCUGGCAUUGGGCCCUAAGGUGCCUAGGGUCAGGGCUGGGGGCUGCUGAUAGAGAAGAUGCCUGCCAAGGGCAUCCAGUAGUCUCUGUCAUCCCACAGAACAAAGGCAACAAGGCCUAACAUUGAUCAGCCCUGCAGACAACCUCUAUCUGGAAGACCCAUUCGGUGCUGUGUAUUAUUUACCAAGGAGACUCCAAGGUUUCUCCAGGACGAGGCAACCUUGGUCUUUUUCCCACCAAAUUAAGGAGUAACCCAGAGGGAGCAGCUGCCAUUGGCAACCAUCUCAUUGUAGCUCUGUCCUAGUGUUUGCUCUCAAUGAUGUUUACAUGUAAUUUGCCAUAACAGCUUCCUGUAGACUGUGUCGACAGCCGCCCUGGCAGGGCAAGCUGUACUGUCCGUCUCUGUGCCGUGCUGGUGUUUUCCAGAACUGUCUGAUCCAACCACUAAGUGGAAUUCUUCCAUCUCCUUCCUCAGUCGGUACAAGGCUGAAUCAGAAUCCUCACUCUAGGGGGCUCUGGUUACCGAAGGAAAAUGCAUCAAAGAGGUAAAGGAUAUGAGUGGAUGGCGAGCAGCUCAGGCCCCCACUCCCUCCCCAUCACGUCCUGCCCCACCCCAACCAGAGAACUGCUCUGAGCCAGAUAGCACCUAUCUGGUAUCUACAUCUGCCUGGAGAUCUGGUAGCAUGGAGUAUGGAGCCUCAGGAAAGCAGCAGGGUUCUGAGAGUGAAAUGUGGGAAGAAAGAAUGCUCUGAGCCUCAAGGACUGAGUCCCCAAGUCCUGAUGUCUUUCAUGGCCCAAAGCCUUGCUGGUCAGAUUUUCAAGAGUGACUUUUCCUAGACAUGCAGUAUACCAGUUGAGGCCCCUGUGUGGGAGGUGAGUGGAGAGGAAGGGCAGGCAUUGAAGCCCAUCCUUCUGCAUGGACAGCUCCAGCCAUGAUCCAUCCUAGGCCUUGAGUUCAGCUGAAUUGUCAGCUGAACCUGUAUCUUGAGAGUUGGGUCAUCCCAAACAGGAAGGAGAAUCAACCUAGAGAUGUAUCCAUCUGACUUACUCAUGUCAAAAUUUCAGUAUUUUUCUUAACAUUUGAGAUUUAGCAACUGUUCUUAGUUUGCCGGGAUCCCAUAUUCCAGUGUCAGAUAUGACCAAGGAAAGAAAUCAGAUGUAGAAUAGCAAAGUAAAGUGAAACUAUUUCAUUGGCCAAAGGAGGACCCUCUCACCUCUUCCCAAUGGGGCAGAAGGAAACCAACCAGUAUCUAUGUGCAAUAUGUUAAAGCUGGUCCCAAAGUUCCUGUGGUGUUUGCACACGGAGAUGGGCUCCAGGACUGUUUGCAGAGUCCGGAGGUACAGGGUAAAUGGAGGGAGAGCCUGUGAGCUGGAAAAGUCAACAUGCACAGGGGCGCCCUUGACCCAGAACAAACAUGGGGUAAAGGGGAGCCCUGGGUGCCAGCUGCAGGACACCCAGGAAGUAGGCAGAAGAUGACUUUGCAUUCAUCAAUAAAAGCACUUUGAGAAAACUCCAACACUUCAGCCUGGCUCCAUGUUUCUGCACUGGCAAAUAUAGGUCUCCUGUGACCAUGUGAGGUGCUGUCCUAGGCAUUGGGACAGGGUGGCAGGUGUGAGGGAGGAAAGCAGAGGGGCCUUCCAAGAUGGCAGCCCCAGCAGGGAGCCAGUAGGAGGAGCCGCCCUCUGCUAGCCUUUGUUGGAAGCCCUAGAAACAGGGAAUGAUGGGUUUAGGUCUUGGUACCUAAUUUUGUAGAAAGAUUAAAAAUUGCCCCGUUGAUUAAAAUGGGUUCAUGGAGCAAAUCAUUUAUCUAUAAGCCAUCUGAGAAUAAGAAACCCCAAGGUGUGGCCUUAGGUCCCUGCUUCUUCAUCCAGCAAAUGAGACUGUUGAAUGAUAUGUGCAUUCCCAUCCUGGAGCAUGAGGAGUUCAUCACUCCCUGUGAAACCAAUUCCAUUCUCUGGCCGAGCCCAGUUCCGGUCCAGGGUAAGGGCUUUCUGCACGGUCGCCAGCCCGCAGCAGGCCCCACAUGGUMCUGGCCGAGUGGCCUUAUGUGAGGAGGCCAGCUCCCCAGGACAGAUCUAAGCCAUAGUUUCUAGUGGGGACAGUGAGGAACUUUUAGUUCUCCCCAGCGUGGUUAGGUGGUGAUGUCAAAUCUCACAUUAACCCUGUCAUUGUCCCCUUCGAAUAGCUUUUAAUCUGAAUGUUUGUUGUGACCACUGGCUGUUUCUCUCUUCUCAGACAAUACUAGCAAUACACUAUUCCCCCCACCCCCAACAGCUUAACUUAGGCACUUUUCACACAUUUCUUUCAAAUGAUUGUAAAACAUAUGGGGCAACAGGAGGCACCGAUCACACUGCAUAUGUUUAGGGCAGCUUUUGUUUUUUUGUUUCUAAUGGUAUAGCAGCAGUGACUGAGGCUUCAGGAUUGAGGGGGACAGCUUUUCGCAGAUUUUUUUCAUAAGAAUGGCUUGUUACAUCCAGGAGUACAGAAAUCUAACUAUCCAAAUUGGGGGCCUGUAAAAUAUGGUUUGGUCAGUGGUCAGUGCCUAGGCUGUGCCACAGUUCCUCAAAGAGGUGUUCAUAUAGCUAGAACCCCCUCCGUGCUGUGAUUUUUUUUAUUUUUUAAUCAAAGGUUUCCCAAGAGCCUUCUUUUUCGCUUUGCCAAUCCUGUUCAGUGGGUACUUGUGAAGGGAAUUGGUCAGCUUCCACCUCAGCACUUUGCCUUAUCAACACGCGUUCGCCAUCUAGUGGCCAAGACCGUAUCCAUCAGCACUACUGAGAGAGAAGAUGAAUAAAUCCCUUGAGCUGGCUAUACUGAGGUUCCAGCUCCAACUGUGGGAAUUAAAUAUAAUGGCAUGAGUGAACUGUUUGUGUGCUCAGAGCCCACUGUGACACCAGGGUCAGAAGAUUCUAGAAGCAGCCACUUAGACUCAUGCAAUCUGAGAAAUGCAUUAGGUAUCCUGUAAGUAGAGAAGAUAAGAGUGAACCUACAUCCAGGUGCCAGGGAGGGGUUUACUGUAACUGCAAUACUGGCAGCCCAGCUGCUGACCUUGUUAAGUGAACCUCUGCUAGUGGCCCACAUUACACCUUCAGGUCAAGCAAAGAGGAUUGGUGGGAUUUGGGGGGCGCGCUGGCCAUGACCUUGAUGUGGUCCACCAAAUAGCCAAACAGGUUUUUUUGUUUGUUUUUGUAUCUUGUAUUUAAAACUCUUGUCCAAUGUAUUUAUGUUAGGAAUACAAAGUCAUAAACUAUUCCCAACUUUGUUUCUUGAGGGAUAUUCUGAUUCCGAUUGAAACUAGUUGGAAAUCCCAAGGGGAGUGUGGUCAGUGGUAGGUGGCACAGGGCAAUGGACCACUGGAUUUCCAGAUGGUUUUGGGGGAAGGUGACCAUCCGCAAGUCCAGCUCAGUGCAAUCUGCUCCAGAAAUUCACGCCCACCCCGUCACCUCCUUGUGCCAUGUUGUUAACUUUGGCUUAGCAAGUCUGCUUCUUCCAGAGGCAGCUGCUAAUGUUGAAACCAACACAAGCUCCCUCUCCCCACCCCCAGGCGUCUAGAGACGGUGUCUGUAGCUAGCCUUAAUCGAUGGGGCAAGGUGGUCCCUAUGGUCCCUUCCAGCAUUUCCAAAUCUUGGACUCAAAAUCCUUUUCUCUUGGUGUGACCAUGCAGCCUAGAGAAUUCUGAGCAAUAGGGAGCCAGGGCCUUCCCUGGCUCUGUGACAGGGUCAAACCAGGGAGUGGCUAAACUUGUGAGGUUUUGUCAUCCCCAGGGGUACUACUGUAGGGAGCAUUAUUUAUUAGGAAGCUCAACAAAGGUAACUACAGCCUGGGGUGUGUGAGUGUAAGGCUGUGUUUGUGAAGUGUGUGUGUGUAUGUGUGUGUGUGUGUGUGUGUGUGCGCACGCAUGUGCACUUGCGUAUGCACGUGGACACACAUCUGUGCCUGUGUGUGUGUGUAGUGUGUGAGUGGAAACUACAUUGAUGCAUUUCUUGAGAAAGGUGCAAGAAUUUCACCUACACAGAGGGACACAUCUGCUUUGUUAUUUAUAAUAGAAAGCUAAACUUUAAUUUUUUAAAGGACACUGCUAAUGAUUGAGAAUCGAGUUUUUAGUUUUGCUAUUUUUUUUAAUUGGUAGAGGAUUUUUAUAUAUUUUUUCCAUUUUGUUGGGUUGUGUCCUUAUUUAUAUAAAUACUUUAUCUGUAAGAGGCAAGGAAGAAAACUUCUUUGCUUUUAAUUCCUGUGGUUGUCAUCGUCCCUAUUUUAUUUCUGGUGUGAUUUAUCUGUCUUACCUUCUAAAUGAGAAAAUGUUUUCCUGUAUUUGUACAUUGUCAGAUUCUAUAGUUUCAUAGAUAAUUUAACCAAAUGGCUCUAUGUAUUAUUAUUCUGUGAGUAUAAAGUUCUAUUUUAACGUCUGUAAAUACUUCARAACUGGCUUCUUUUCUCAAGCUCCCACGGUGGAGUUAUUGUUUACAUCACAAAAACURUAGAAUCUCUAUGCUCAUGUACUGUAAAUAGUGAAGUGAUCUGCUUAUAAAUAAACUUAACAAAUACACUAUGGAGAUUAAAAAGACAAUACCACCCACA